Serendipita indica DSM 11827 is the source of this 1977-nucleotide messenger RNA. The record is from the annotation of a GenBank genome assembly. Lineage: Eukaryota; Fungi; Basidiomycota; Agaricomycetes; Sebacinales; Serendipitaceae.
AUGUGGCUAACAGACGCGCAAAAAAUUGGAGUCGGACUCACCUCCUUUGGUGCCUUUUUCAUGUUCCUCGGCGUGAUGCUAUUCUUUGACGGCGGAUUAUUGGCACUCGGAAACAUUCUAUUCGUCUCUGACUUUUUAUUUUUCGCGCGGAAGAACAAGCUGCGAGGCACAAUCUGUUUCUUUGGCGGCAUCCUACUCGUCUUCUUCAAGCGACCGUUUAUCGGCAUGAUUGUCGAGACGUUUGGCUUCCUCAACCUCUUUGGUGACUUCUUCCCAGUCAUUCUUUCGUUCCUCCGACAACUACCGGUGAUAGGGAACUUCCUGAAUAUGCCGUAUAUCAAAGCGGCAGCAGAUCGUAUGGCAGUCCCUCAACACGCCGUUUUGAAUAUGAACACGACCAUUCUCAACGAUUUCGCCUCUCAAAUCGUGGACAAGCUCCCCGAAAAUGUCCAAGAACAUCUCAGUCAUGUCACGACGACACGUGCAGUUCAAAUAGGGCUCGGACUCGUCGUCGUAGGCCAUCUCUAUCGCUCGUGGACGAAUCGGAUUCCCGUGCCGAGAUAUGGUGGUAUUGUCUCGUUUUCCAGUCUCCUUUCGACGAUACGAAUGAGCAUGCGGGGGCCGGCUGAUUGGUUGGAAUAUUAUUCAAAGUAUCCCAUGGCCAUGAUGCCGGCGGGAGAGCGAUGGCAUCUCGUUGUGCGAGGCGAAUUUGUCGACGAGCUUAACCGCGCACCCGACAGCGUAUUGUCUUCCCAUUCUGCAACAGAAGAGGCCCUUCAAGUCCCACACACUCUUGGUUCAGUCAUUACAGAAAAUGAGUACCAUGUACAGAUCAUUCGAAACUAUUUGACGCGUCACCUCCAUACUGUGUUCCCAGAAGUUUAUGAUGAAAUUAAACACACAUUCGAUACCGACCCCACACUCAACAACAAUGAGUGGAAGGAACUCGAAGUGUUCCCUUGGGUCCUCCAGGUAGUGGCCAAAGCGAGCAACCGCGUCUUCGUUGGUGUUCCACUCUGUCGAGACCCCGGAUGGCUCUCGGUCGUGAUUGAUGGUGCAGUCUCUGUCGUCAAAACGGCUACCUUUAUCAACUUGUUUCCCAUCCUGUUGCGAAAUCUUGUUGGACGACUCGUGUCUCGUAAGACUUCUCGUCUCCAACGGGCCUCGGUACUGGCAAAGGAUGUCAUCGAAGCGCACCUGAACAAGGAAGAUAAGACGGAAAAGGCACGCCUAACGGAUUUCCUCGACUGGCUAAUCUCUGUCGCCCCUCCUGAAGAACACAAUGUCAAGGAUAUCACAAGACGCAUCGUCGCUAUCAACUUUGCGGCGAUUCAUACGAGCUCACUGAAUCUGACCCACGCCCUCUACUGGAUCACUGCUCGACCCGACUAUCUUGAACCCAUGCGCGAGGAGAUUGAAGCCGUGACAAGCGAGAUGGGCUGGUCGAAGAAUGCUAUUGGCCAGAUGCCCAAAGUCGAGAGUUUCAUGAAAGAGUGCAUGCGCCUCGUCCCACUCGCUCCAAGUACGAUGAACAAACGGGUCAUCCAGCCGUUCACCUUUUCCAACGGCGUCUCACCACCCAUCGGCACCGUCGUCAGCGCGCACGUCUAUGCGACACACAUGAACGAAUCGAUCUAUGGGAACCCAGAUAAGUUUGAUGGAUUCCGCUUCGUCAAGCCCGAAGAAGAUGCAGAGGCGAGAGCAAAGGAAACGAUUUACUCGACCUCGCCAAAUUAUAUGGCCUUUAGCCACGGACGACACGCAUGUCCUGGGCGCUUCUUCGCGUCGAUGGAGCUCAAGAUUAUGUUCGCCUAUCUCGUGCUGAACUAUGACUUUAGUUGGCCAGCCGAGGUGACGAAGAAUCUCAAACCAGAUGAGAGGUACAGACCCAAGGAUAUUUGGUUUGGAGGGGCGAUUCUUCCGGACCCAAAGGCAAAGAUUCUGGUUCGCAAGAGGCAAAAGUCGUCACUUGCUUAG